CAGCCCUCCUUCUACUGCUUCCUCAUCGCCCUCUCUCUCUCUCUCUCUCUCUCUCUCUCUCAGUAUGGAAUAGCUGGGCUCGUGUCUCACUCGUCUCUGUGUGUGUGUGUGUGUGUGGACGUUACUCACUGACCGGGACUCAGCUGCUGGAACUGAAACUCUUGUCAGAGGAGACGCACUUCAGAGGAUUCAGGAUUCAGGACGAGCCCCAGGGAAGAGUGUGAAGGUCAGAGGUCAUGGGAAGAUCACCGGGGUUGGAGGUUCCCCUCCUCCUCCUCCUCUUCAUCUCCUUCAUCUCCUCUCUCUCUCCUCCGAUGCCCAGAGUCUUCCUCCCCUUUCAAGAGCUGCAGUCGAGUCACUCCUUUGAGUUCUACACUGUGUCUGAGAAGCAGAUGGACUACAGGAUCCUGUACGUGGACGAGGAUCAGGACCGCAUGUAUGUGGGCUGUAAAGAUCAUCUGCUCUCUAUGGACAUCAACAACAUCACUCAGGGAACACUGAAGAUUCACUGGCCUGCGUCCAACACCAAGAUCGAGGAGUGUCAGAUGGCUGGAAAAGAUCCAACUCACGGGUGUGGAAACUUCCUGCGAGUGAUUCAGCCCUUUAACAGAACUCAUCUGUUUAUCUGCGGCAGCGGAGCCUACAGUCCGGUGUGUGCCUACGUCAACCGCGGCCGACGCCCUGAGGAGAAAGUGUUUCAUGUCUCCUCAAAGUCAGAGUCAGGAAAAGGACGUUGCUCCUUCAACCCACAAGUCAACACUGUCUCCAUCAUGCUCAAUCAGGAGCUCUUCUCUGGUGUGUACAUCGACUUCAUGGGGACGGACGCGGCCAUCUUUAGGAGUCUGACCAACAGGAACGCAGUCAGGACGGACCAGCACAACUCCAAAUGGCUCAGCGAGCCCGUGUUCAUCGACGCUCACCUGAUCCCAGACGGAUCGGAUUCAAACGACGCCAAACUUUAUUUCUUCUUCCGUGAGAGACUAACGGACAACAGCGGCAACACCAGGAACAUCCACACCAUGGUGGCACGAGUCUGUCCAAAUGAUGUAGGUGGUCAGCGCAGUUUAGUGAACAAGUGGACGACAUUUCUGAAGGCCCGCAUGGUGUGUUCUGUUGUGGAGGAGGACGGAACUGAAACACACUUUGAUGAGCUCGAGAGUGUGUUUCUGCUCGAGACUGAAAAUCCCAAAGGCCUGCUUUUAUACGGACUGUUCACUUCCACCAGUUCAGUGUUUAAAGGCUCGGCGGUGUGUGUGUACAACAUGGCCGAUGUGCUGACAGUGUUUAACGGACCGUUCGCUCACAGAGAUGGACCAAAUUUUCAGUGGACGGCAUUUCAAGGACGAAUGCCGUAUCCACGCCCUGGAACUUGUCCUGGAGGUGCUUUCACUCCCCACAUUCGGAGCACUAAAGAGUUUUCAGAUGAUGUGGUGACGUUCAUGAGGAAUCACCCUCUGAUGUUUAACUCUGUGUAUCCUCUGGCUCGGAGACCUCUGCUGCUGCGCACACACGCUGACUACAGAUACACCGCCAUCGCCGUUGACCAGGUGCACGCUGCUGACGGCCUCUACCACGUCCUGUUCCUCGGCACAGACAGAGGCACAGUGCAGAAGGUGGUGGUCUUACCCACUAAUCGCUCUCUGGAUGAGGAUCUGAUACUGGAGGAGCUGGAAGUAUUUAAGAAACCAGCAGCGAUAACCAACCUGAGGAUCUCCUCCAAAAAGCAACAGCUGUAUGUGAGUUCAGAGUACGGCAUAUCCCAGGUGUCCCUGCACCGUUGCCAUGCCUACGGCUCAGCGUGUGCAGACUGCUGUUUGGCCCGAGACCCGUACUGUGCCUGGGAUGGGCGGAGCUGCUCUCCCUUCUACCCUACAGGAAAAAGGAGGAGCAGGAGGCAGGACAUCAUGCACGGAAAUCCACUCACUCAAUGUCGAGGCUUCAAUUUGAAAGCUUACAGGAACGCAGUGGAGAUGUCUCAGUAUGGAGUAAAGUAUAACACCACGUUCCUCGAAUGUUCUCCUAAAUCACCACAAGCCUCCGUGCAGUGGCUCAUCCAGAGAGAAAAUGACCGCAGGAAAGAGGUGAAGAUGAGCGAGCGUGUCGUAGCGACGGAACACGGCCUCCUGAUCCGCUCUGUGCAGACCUCAGAUCAGGGUCUGUAUCACUGCAUAGCCACCGAGAACGGCUUCAAGCGGACCCUCGCCAAGAUCAGGCUCCAUGUGCUGAGCGAAGCGCUACUGAGCGCGCUCAGUGACAAGCGUUCGUCACCAUGGAAACCCAAAGCGCUGGCGUCGGCUUUGGGCCCGUCCGAGACUCUGGCCAUGCAGCAGUACUGCAAAGAACGACAGCAGCUGCAGAGUUUCCGGAUAAAUCCACGAGGAGACCUGGGGAAACUCAAACCGCUGCUGGAGAACCGCAAGAGCCGCAACCGACGGAACCACCGACACGCUGAGUAGAACACGAGCAGGAGGAGGUGCUGGAGCAACGAGGGCGGAGCUUAGGUCGAAUUUAAACAGCCAAUCACAAUCUCACUCUUCUUAACUAUUUCAUAUCUAUAACAAUUCAGAAACAUUAGCUUAAGCACCAUAAACACAACACUAUGCUAAUCGGUAGCCACCUGAUGCUAAUCCGCUAGCUAAAUGUAGCAAAAACAAUACUGGUUUUAAUUGCAGCAUAUUAUAGUUUAGCAAUAUUUGCUAAGCUAGCCAGCUACCUAAGAACCUAGAAGCUGGUUGGCUAAUUUCUGAUGAGGUAACACUGACACUCUUAUUUGCAUAUUCCACCUGAUUGGCUCUAGCUCUGGUACAAUUAUGUACUGUACUUUAUGCUAGCUUAACGCUAAGUCAAAUGUUUGAUUCUGCAAAUAAAUUUGCAAAUAAAGCGAAUUAUAUCCAAGUUAGCUAGCAUUAAACACAAUUAGGGAUGAAUUGCUAGCUAGAUAAUGUUUUAUUCUGCUAUUUGAGACCAAGCUAGCAUGCUAGUUAAAGCUAAGUCAAUAAUCACUAAACAUUCAUUGUGUCAUUAAUACGAUUAGCCAUUUUAUUAGCAAGAGAGCUAACUAUUAUAUUCUAUAAUUAAAACCUUUACAGUCAUUUAGUAAGUUUUAUGCUAGCUGUAAUUAUUAUGAUUAUUCAGAUGGAUAGCUAGUUUUGCUAGCAAUCUACUUCAACUAUAGUGUUCGGUAGCUAGCUUGGGAAGCUAAGUUUGCUAGCCAUGCUAGCUAGUGUGAGGUAACCAUGGACUUAGCGACUGAGCUUAAGCUUCGUCCUCGUGGAGAGCUUCAGGAGGUCAAAGUGGAGGACUGACGGGAAACAUGAUUUCCAAAUAAAGCAGAAAGGAGGAGAGAUGGAGAGACGGGCAGAGGAGAGACGGGUGGAGGAGAGGAAUGCAGAAGAUGAGCAGAAACACUUCCAGGAGAUUUUUAUGGCUUGUGUGUUUUCCAAAAAAAAAAAAAAACACGGAGAACUAGAAACUUCUUCACUGAGACGGAACUGAUGUGUCAGUGCUUCUGUACAGGACAGUUACACAUACAUGAUGUUACACUGACCAGAUGACUGUGACACACACACACACACACUUACUCUCUCUCACUCACACACACACACACACACACUCACAUACUCACACACAGACACACACACACACUCACAUACUCUCACACACACACACACACAGGGCACAGUAACACUCAUUUGCAUACUAGAAUCUGAUUGGUUCAUUUAUUUUGUAACAUGGCAGCACUAUCGUGCACUCUGGAACCUAAUUUUGAUGAUGUAACAGGCUCAUUUGCAUACUACAGUAUGAUUGGCCUAUUUGAAUAUUACAACCUGAUUGGCUCAUUUAUCUGCAUAGUAGCUCCCUGAUUAGCUAAUUUGCAUACUAGUACCUGAUUGGUUCUUAUAUUUUGGAACAUUUUAUCACUUGCAUUUUGAAACCUAAUUGUGGUGAAGUACCCUUCUCAUUUGCAUACUAGCUACCUGAUUGGCCCUUAUAUCAUGUAUCACUGUAACUAGCUCAUUUGCAUACUAGAAGCUGAUUGGCUCUUGGUUUGUGCACAUUAGAAGCUGAUGUACUAGGAAUUUGAGUUAAAUCACACAGAAGCUAAAGGCUAACAGAAGCUUCCUCUGAUUUACUCUCGCAGCAGUGGAUCUGAGCAACGGGGCUAAUGUGUAGUGAAUAAAUAAACCCCCUAACACACACACACACACACUAUCCCAGUCACACAGGAGCUAGCUGUUUAGCGGAGCGGAACGUACCACUCGCUGCUGAUGGGAAUUCCACGCAGAUGAUUUAAGAGUUUAAGGAUCUGAGAUGAAAACGUUCUGGAGACACCAACGUACAUCCAGCUGUGGAACAGAUGUUAGGGGGAAAAAACAGAGAGACUGACGAUGAAAAUAUUAUUUUACUCGAGUUCUGUUUUAUCAGGAGGAGGGGGAGGGGCUGAGGGGUUUCAGCUAAGCGCACACGCUUACCUGUUUUAGCAAAAAAAUUCUAAUGUAUUAAAAUGAAAAAUACUAAAAUAAUUAAAAUGCACUAAAACAAAUAAUCCACUUCUCUGACUUCACAUUGUUCAGAAAUGCUCAGUACGUAGGCAGCGUGCUCCCCCGUGUCACUUAUUUGGAAUUGCCCAUGCUAACAUUACACCGGGUGCUACAGACACCAUAUGAAAAGCACGGAGAUUACGCUAACUUCAACCAGCCAACCAUGAGGCACAUCACCAGCACGGAAAUAGCUUGCUAGCAAACUACAGCUAGAGCCAUGACACUAAUGUUAGCUAGUCUAAACAGCUGGCUAACAUAGCUAAGGUUAGCUAGCCUUCAUUUAUGUCGCUAAGUAAUAUUGUUGUUGAUUGAGUGUGUGAUUGGUAGAUUCAAUGAUUUAAGCUCCGCCCCUGGGGCACACAUGCUGUUAUUCCAAAGUGUGUGUGUGUGUGUGUGGUUCAGUCCACUGAUCUUCUUUAUAAUGGACAGUGUAAGUGAGGUGUACAGAUUUAUUUAAAGUGCUCUUGUUGUUGUUGUUGUUGUUGUUGUUGUAAACAUGUGCAUGAUGUUAAACACUUUGGUUUUGUUUGAACUCAGACGCACUCAGGAGACGGGUUUAAUACGACGGCCAGGCAUUGGAAAAAAUCAAUCAUUUCCAUUUUAAAUUGGAUUUAUGAAUUUCGAUUAGCAUUUUAUCUUAUUUUAUUUUAUUUUAUGAAAAAUUCCAUUCACAUUCUAAAUAAUCUGUUCAACAUCAACCUCUACUGCUGUGGCAUUCUGUCUCUCUUCAUUAUUAUUAUUAUAUUUAGUAUGUUGUAUUUGUUUAUGAUCUGGCAACCAGACAGUAUUAUGUGCAAGGGGUCAAAGGUCAGAUAGAUAGAUAGAUAGAUAGAUAGAUAGAUAGAUAGAUAGAUAGAUAGAUAGAUAGAUAGAUAGAUAGAUAGUAGGACACAGGCAGAUUGUCAGACAGACAGAAAGUUUUAAAAUCGAUGGAUAGAUAGAUAAACAGAGAGAGAGGUGAGACAGAGGAACAGAAAAGAGAUGGAGAUUCAGACAGACAGGUAGGUAGACAUACAGAAAUUUUUUUGGAUAAAGACAGACAGAUUCAGAUAGACAGAAAUAAACUGACAGAAAGAGAAAUGGAUGUACAGACAGAUUACAAGAUAGACAGACAGAUAGAGAGAUGGACAAAGACAGAUUCGCAGACAGACAGACAGAUUCACAGACAGACAGACUCACAGAGAGACAGAUUCACAGACAGACAGACUCACAGACAGACAGACUCACAGAGAGACAGAUUCACAGACAGACAGAUUCACAGACAGACAGACUCACAGAGAGACAGAUUCACAGACAGACAGAUUCACAGACAGACAGACUCACAGAGAGACAGAUUCACAGAAAGACAGACAGACUCACAGACUCAGACAAACAAGCAGACCUGCAGGCAGACUUAGAGACAGACAGACAGUUCCACAGACAGACAGACAUGCAGACAGACUCAAAGGCAGACAGACAGAUUCACAGACAGACAGAUUUACAGAUAGACAGACAUGCAAUCAGACUCAAAGACAGGCAGACAGACAGAUUCCCAGACAGACAGCUAGACUGUAAUACUGUAGUAUAUAGAUUAGUGUACAGAUGAAGAUGUUGGUCACAUGACCAGUAGUGUUUAGGUUUUUAGAUGAAAUCAGCAGGUCAUGUGACUCACAGUGGAGUGUGUGUGUAGAGUGUGUAGUAUGUAGUGUGUGUGUGUGGUGUGUGUGUGUAUAGUGUGUGUAGUAUGUGUGUGUGUGUGUGUGUGUAGUGUGUGUAGUAUGUGUGUGUGUGUGUGUAGAGUGUGUAAUAUGUAGUGUGUGUGUGUGGUGUGUGUGUGUAUAGUGUGUGUAGUAUGUGUGUGUGUGUGUGUGUGUAGUGUGUGUAGUAUGUGUGUGUGUGUGUGUGUAGUGUGUGUAGUAUGUGUGUGUGUGUGGUGUGUGUAGUAUGUGUGUGGUGUGUGUGUAGUAUGUGUGUGUGUGUAGUGUGUGCGUAGUGUGUGUGGUGUGUGUGUGUAUAGUGUGUGUAGUAUGUGUGUGUGUGGUGUGUGUGUAGUAUGUGUGUUGUGUGUGUAGUACAGUGUUUACUCUGUAAUUAAAACCUCAUAUGAGUAAAGUGAACUGAACGAGUUCAGCUGUCUCCUGAGCGGCUCACAGGUCUGAGUCAUUCACAGCCUUCUCUCUCUCUCUCCCUCUCCCUCUCUCUUUCUCUCCCUCUCUCUCUCUCUCUCCCCCUCUCCCUCUCUCUCUGACACAAUCUGCGAUUUAGCGGAGGAUUCACUCUUUCCCCUGAAUAAACUCGUCAUCCUCCUCGUGCUCCUUUAAUAUUUCUGUAGAUGGAAAGUGCUUCAUCUUUUCUUUUUCUCCCUCCAUGUUGUGAAUGUUGUGUAUUUGUAUUUAUUGAUGUUAUCAGCUCGAGUAUUUGCAUUAAACAGUCAGUAAAAGGA
Messenger RNA from Hemibagrus wyckioides, 6963 nucleotides. It is a transcript of the gene sema3c, whose product is annotated as sema domain, immunoglobulin domain (Ig), short basic domain, secreted, (semaphorin) 3C. Gene Ontology annotation, molecular function: semaphorin receptor binding; chemorepellent activity. Bases 237 to 2456 code for a protein of 739 amino acids. Gene Ontology annotation, biological process: semaphorin-plexin signaling pathway; neural crest cell migration; negative regulation of axon extension involved in axon guidance. The record is from RefSeq and is a predicted model, not a curated record. The transcript is spliced from 18 exons. Lineage: Eukaryota; Metazoa; Chordata; Actinopteri; Siluriformes; Bagridae.